Messenger RNA from Alosa sapidissima (American shad), 2178 nucleotides. RefSeq names its product class I histocompatibility antigen, F10 alpha chain-like. The coding region runs from base 118 to 1347 and encodes 409 amino acids. Gene Ontology annotation, biological process: immune response. Gene Ontology annotation, cellular component: external side of plasma membrane. NCBI's taxonomy places the organism in Eukaryota, Metazoa, Chordata, Actinopteri, Clupeiformes, Clupeidae. The record is from RefSeq and is a predicted model, not a curated record. The transcript is spliced from 10 exons.
UCAUUUCAUUUUUCUUAUCAUGUUCCAAAGUGCGACUGAGCCCUCAUUAAACUUUAGUCAAGCACUUGAACAGCACACGGAUCAACUUUCGGAUGUAGUGUACUAAUCUGAAGAAAAAUGGGAUUAAUCACACUUGUGGUAUUUGUUGGAGUCAUCCUGCCCUUUUUAAAUGCCCUCCCAGGUAUGCCAGAUAGACAUUCUCUCUAUUAUGUGUAUACUGCGCUAUCAAAGCCCGUAUCUGCUCCUGGCAUCUUUGAAUUCACCGGCAUGGGUGUCCUGGAUAAUCGAAAGAUUGACUACUACAACAGUGUCGAUAAGAUGAAGAUCCCUCAACAGAACUGGAUGAAAGAGAAGCUUCCCGCAGACUACUGGGAGAAGGGAACCCAGUCACGCAGGAGCAAAGAGCAGUGGUUCAAAGUCAAUGUGAACAUCCUAAUGGAACGCAUGAGGCAAAAUAACUCUGAUGUUCACGUCCUGAACUGGCGACACGGUUGUGUGGUUGACAAAUUCCCAGAUGGUCGUGUCCAAUUCAUCAAGGGGGCUGAUGAGUACAGCUAUGAUGGACGGGAUUUCCUGUCCUUUGAUGAUGCCUCCAUGCAGUGGAUAGCCCCAGUUCAUGAAGCUGUACAAACGAAGCAGAAGUGGGAUGGGGUUCCCAUCCUUAACCAGUACACCAAGGGCUACCUGGAGAAAGAGUGCGUGGACUGGCUGGACAAAUUCAUCACCUAUGCUGAUGCAGCACUCAUAGGAUCUUCUCCACCCCACAUUUAUCUCUUUGCUCGGACAAGCAAGGAGUUUGCGGACAUGCUGACUAUGACCUGCCUGGCAACAGGGUUUCUUCCAAAAGACAUUGAAAUGUUUAUUGAGAAGAGAUCCGUUAAGGUUAAAUCAAUCUUUCCUGAAGAGGUCUAUCCAAAUGGCGAUGGAACCCACCAGGCCAGAUUGGUUGUGCAUGUACCUAAAUCAGAGGCAAAUGAUUAUCAGUGUUCUGUGAACCACAGGACCCUCCAGGCACCAGUGGUCAGUACCUGGGAAACAGGUGGACAUCUGACUGACGAACCUUCCUCCAUUGGUGUGAUUAUGGGGGGAGCUGCUGGAGGUGUAGUUGUUCUUAUUGUGGUCAUAGUUGCGGUUGUCAUAAUGAAGAAAAAAGGAACUGAGAAGACUAUUGAGAAGACUGCAGCACCAGCUGAGAAGCAUCUUCUGGGAGGGAAGAAGACGGGAGAUUCUAGUUCAGAGGGAAGCCAUGACUCUGGUUUGAACACAGGACCAGGAUCCUAUGCCAGCUCAGAUAAGGACAGCAAAGGCAGUACUGAUCCCAUUGUGUCAGUGAAAAGUGUGCCGUGAAUAUGUACUGGAUGGUAAUGGUUGAGUGAAGAAAAAUCAGUUCCUCCAUUGCUGAGUAACCUGUUAACCAAAAGACACCAGUUGAGCUCAGAAAUUAUCCACUUUUAUUACAUGCAAUUCUAAUGAACUCUUGUGGUCAUUUUUCAUGGGCAAGACUACUGACCUUAUAUUCUUACAAAAGGGUAUUUACAUUUACGGAAGACAUUUUUGCAUUUUCAAACACAGUGUUCAAGUGCACUCCCACAGAUCCUCAUUGCCAUCACUGGAAAGCGGUGGUUUCCCAUACACACACUCCAUAGCUUUCCCCUCCAUAACUCCUCGCAAAGAGAUCGACAUGAGCUUUCCCGAAGCGCUGCCACACCCCCUGCACCACCUGUGGGUGAAGACGCCACUCCCAAUGUGAUAGGGUAGCCUGGACCUACCAUACAUAUUUCAUAAUUUCACAAUUUCUAAAUUCCAACAUUAAUUUGAUCUUAACAUUAAGAUUGCAUCUGCUAAAUUAAUGUAAAUGUAAGAUUACGCUGUUUAGCGCCACCAAGUCUGUUAUGUGAUCAUGUAUGGUUUUAUGAUUUGAUGUUGUUAUUUUAAUUAAUUAGAAAGUGCUUAUUUUCUGUUUGAAUAUUCUCCUUCUAAUGUGCCUUUACACUUUAUACAUUUUUAUUGAGCGUUUUGUGUUGCAAUCUGUCCAUUAAAAUGCCAGUAGCAGCAAUAAAAUACUUUGUUUUUAUUAUAUAAAGUGCUGCUUUCCCAUACAUGGAUUAAGCCUAGUCCUUGACUAAAAGCUUGACUAAAGCUGAAGUGAUGAGUUUUUAAAAUAAAUCUUAAAAAAUA